AUGGACGUGCUUGUCGUGGUCCUACGACUUGGCGUUAGUCCGAAUGGUGGCGAUGACAAGACGCACAUGGCUCUGGAUGUGCUACUGGUCAACUCGGUCACUACCGGCCAUGGUUCGUCACCGAAGGCGUCAUCGACAAGGUGUCUGCCUCAUCAGAAAAUCUCCUCCGACCAGGAUGCCAGUGAAGCGGCCGCUCGACUGGCCACCAGCGUUCUCGGUCUGGACACCGCUUGCCAGAUCCGCAGAGUGGUCUCUGUGUCGCUGAUGUACGACGAAUCCGCGGUUUCGUGUACUACGGUCGACUGCGCCGUUUGCGGUUAUGGCGCCGCGCUAUUUUGCGUUCCGGUCAUUGCGGGAGGUAGGUGUCUCUGAAA
Messenger RNA from Soboliphyme baturini, 374 nucleotides. The record is from the annotation of a GenBank genome assembly. NCBI's taxonomy places the organism in Eukaryota, Metazoa, Nematoda, Enoplea, Dioctophymatida, Soboliphymatidae.